UAUUAAAGUGAACGUUGGCAGCCCUGAGUAUGGCACUGUGGCAAACGUCAGACGAUGUCGAGUUUUGUGUUGGAAAAAUAAUUAUUUUCACGACUUUUUGUGUCUAUAAUUAUGUGAAUAAUGAGAUGAAAGUGUAGAUAAAUGUUAUACUAGUGUUGUGUAGUGAUUAUGGCGCAUAGUGGUGGUGUUUUGAGUUCGGAUAUAUCGCGAAGAAAUCCUCAAGAUGAAUACGAGUUGGUCCAGAGAAUCGGUUCGGGCACAUACGGAGAUGUAUACAAGGCGAAAAGGCUCAACGGCAACGGCGAGCUUGCCGCCAUCAAGGUGAUAAAGCUGGAGCCCGGCGAUGACUUUGCCAUCAUCCAGCAGGAGAUACUUAUGAUGAAGGACUGCCGGCAUCCGAACAUCGUCGCGUACUACGGCUCGUAUCUGAGAAGGGAUAAGCUGUGGAUAUCCAUGGAGUAUUGCGGCGGGGGGAGCUUGCAGGACAUAUACCACGUGACCGGGCCGCUGUCCGAGCUGCAGAUAGCGUACAUGUGCCGCGAGACGCUCACCGGGCUGUCUUAUCUGCACGGGAUGGGCAAGAUGCACCGCGAUAUAAAAGGCGCCAACAUACUGCUCACAGAGUGCGGUGACGUCAAACUGGCGGACUUCGGCGUGUCCGCUCAGAUCACGGCCACCAUCAACAAGCGCAAGUCGUUCAUAGGCACGCCGUACUGGAUGGCGCCGGAGGUGGCAGCGGUGGAGAGGAAGGGAGGCUACAAUCAACUCUGUGAUAUAUGGGCGUGCGGUAUCACGGCCAUUGAGCUGGCCGAACUGCAGCCGCCCAUGUUCGAGCUGCACCCGAUGCGUGUGCUGUUCCUGAUGUCCAAGUCGGGAUUCAAACCCCCGCAGCUCCGCGAGCGGGAGCGCUGGUCGCAGCUGUUCCACGCGUUCCUGAAGCUGGCGCUCACCAAGAACCCGAAGAAACGACCCACCGCGCAGAAGUUGUUGCAGCAUCCGUUCUUCCAGCAGGAGAUGAGCAAGCGGCUCGCCAUCGAGCUGCUGCAGAAGUACUCCAACCCGCCCACGCAUUGCAACCAGGAACCCGACGAGGACGGCGGUAUCUCGACGGUGCCGCAGCGCAUCGCCUCGCGGCUCACGGGACGCGCGCGCCGGCACAACGAACACAACCAGCGACCGCGCAGCCUACUGACGGAGCACACGACCCCCCGGUCGUCGCUGGCGGACCCCCCACCACGGUCGGGCGUGUACGACGACUCGCCCAUAGUGGACCUCGACGCCGACGACCCCCUGCACGCGUCCAUGCCCAAACUGCUCAGCUUCAACGACAAUUGUACAGGCGAUACUAUCAAGAGGAAUGGUGAGGCAUUAUUUCAUCGACAAACAAGCGAAGACUGGAGUGUGGCUUCGAUAAUGAGUUGUCCGAAACACAACCCGAUAUCUCAAGACACGUCUUCAGACACGAUGCCGACGAGCGAGAACAAGUGGUGUCGGGUGAUCACUGGUGAUGAUAUUAUGAAAAUGAGUUUAAGGAGCCUCUUGCAAUAUAUUGACGAAGAGUUAAUGCUGAGGGCAACACUACCGUUAACGGCGGACACGACGUCGAUGGCGCAGGCUAGCAACACUGGCUUGUCUAUGCACGACCAACACCUAUCACAAUGUAUACAGUUAAAGCAGAACUACUUAAACAAUUCAAACACGAAUAUUUAUCAGAAUUUAGCGUCGAAUUUCCAAAGUCCAAUAGGUGCGUCUAGGGUGUCUAUAGACGACCCCCUAUGUAGAAAGAUUGAUGAUAUAAUGUACGUGGACCAGCAGGAUAGUGAUGCUGUGGUCCCGUCCCCUCAAAUAAGGAACAGCAAUUGCGAAUGUGGGCUGUGUCCGAAACCGGAAGCGAAGGACAACAACACACUAAGCGAUUUGCAAAGGAGCGUCGCGAUAUGCUCCUGCGACGCUUGCAACUCCAACGGGGACAUACUGAACUAUUACAGGAAUUGUCCAAACCAAAAUCCCGACUCGGGUAUAGUGUAUUGUGAAACUUGUAAGAAGCAGAAAAUAGCCGUGUCUAACUUCAGAGCGUUGCAAAUAGCGAACCGGUUGCGGAUAGCGGACGACAAAAUUCAAAAUGGCGGCACUUCCGACGAGGAUCUGUGUAGGAAAAUAGACAUGAGUAUGAACAUGGAUGAUAAGUAUGAGAAGCGGAAACCGCGUCACAACACGGAUACAGCUGCGGGCAUAGACUUGAAUCAGUUCUGUCAGUGUGAGUUCGAAGGGAAACGGAAGACGUCCUCUGUGGACGAGAUAUUUAAGAUGGUGGAUGAGAAUGGGAGGGAUGUUAAGGAUCUGUCUGAAGAGGAGGUCAAAGUUAGUCAGAGGCAACGGAGUCUGUCAGACAGCCAGCGGGAUAAGGCAAAAGUUGAGAAUAAAGCGGUGGGAGUGGCGGUGGCCCCGGGCGCGGGCGCGGGCGCGGGCGUGGUCCCCCCGGUGCCGCCGGUGCCCCCGCGGCGGUCCCGCGCGCGCCGCCACACGCCGCCGCGCCCCGCGCCCAACGGACUGCCGCCCACGCCCAAGGUGCACAUGGGCGCAUGCUUCUCCAAGGUGUUCAACGGUUGCCCGCUGCGGAUAAACUGCACAGCAUCCUGGAUACAUCCGGACACGCGGGACCAGCACAUACUUAUAGGCGCGGAGGAGGGCAUCUACACCCUGAACCUGAACGAGCUGCACGAGACGGCGAUGGACCAGCUGUACCCGCGCCGCACCAUCUGGAUGCACGUCAUCAAGGACGUGCUCAUGUCGCUCUCCGGUAAAACGCCGUCCCUGUACCGACACGAGCUGCUAGCCCUCAUCGGCAGCGCGCGAGGAGGCAAGUCGCUGAGGGUGCUCCCUCCCAGACUGCUGCCCCGGAGGUUCGCGCUCACCACCAGAGUGCCCGACACUAGAGGUUGCACUCGGUGCGCGGUGGCGCGCAGUCCGUACAACGGCUACAAGUACCUGUGCGGCGCGACGCCCGCCGGCCUGUUCCUCAUGCAGUGGUACGACCCGCUCAGGAAGUUCAUGCUGUUGAAGAACAUAGAGUGCACGAUCCCGUCGCCGCUGCUCGCGUUCGAGCUGAUCAUCACGCCGGAGCUGGAGUACCCGCUGCUGUGCGUGGGCGCAACACGGAAACCGAUGAGGCUCAACCUCAUCAACAUUAAUUCCGGCGCGACGUGGUUCCACUCGGACGAGCUGGAGGCAUGUGUGGGCGGCUCCAACACCGUGAUCCCGCGCCCCGAGCGUCUGCACACGCUGCGUGCUGUACACCAGCUCAACAAGGACGCCGUGUUGGUGUGUCACGACAACGUGGUGGACAUAAUCCCGGUGCUGCCGGCGGCGCUGGAGGCGGCGCGCUGGCGCGACGACGAGCGGCGCCGCGGGAAGCUGCUGUCGCGCAUCGAGUUCAACUUCAACAUCGACAGCAUACUGUGCCUGGCGGACUCGGUGCUGGCGUUCCAUCGGCACGGCGUGCAGGGCCGCUCGCUGCGGAACGCGGACGUCACGCAGGAGAUCACCGACCACUCCCGCGCCUACCGACUGCUGCCGCACGACAAGGUCGUAGUCCUGGAGUCGCACAUAUUGCACAACAACACACUAUCCAGUGACGAUGGAAACGAUCUAUACAUCCUCGCGGGACACGAGGCUUCAUAUUAAUUAACGAAUUGUGAGGCUCUCGAACUAUACAGGACUCCUGGACUAUGCGUAUGCGGUGGGCUCUCGAGCUAUACCGACUCCUGGACUAAGCAGAUAACGAAGUUGGGUUCUCGUAUAAUGGACCUUAGGUUAUGUGGAUGUGAGUUGGCUCUCGGACUAUAUCAGACUCCUAAAUUAUUAACUAUGGAGGUGGCCGAGGUAUAGCGAACUCUUAGACUAUACAGACAAUGAAGAUGGGCUCUCGGACUACAUCGGACUCCUAAACUAUGCGGAUAAUGGUGCGCUCGCGUAUUUAUACUUCACUCCUAGACUAUGGAGACGAUGAAAGUGAGGUAUAGGGUAUCAAAAUUAUUGUAAAGGGUUAGGGAGGGGAUAAUAUUGAGUGAAAUUUAUCGAUAUUUUGUUAUAAUAUUUCGAUUAUCAUUUUUAUAUCGACGGUUAAAAGGCUAAUUGACUUAACGUCAUUUUUUCCAACACUAAGUUUCAUACUUAUUUAAAAUCAGCACUAUUUUUGUUUUUUUUUUAACCUAGUUAAUUUUAUUCGUAAAAAAUCUCGCUUAAGUAAAUUAGCCCUUAAACAGUCGAUAAGUUAUCGCACCACAGUUAUAAACAAUUAAUAUUCCCCAACACUCCAACACUAUUGAUUGGUGUCAUACUGUCAUGACAUACAGGAGCCGCACACGGGUAGAACAGCACAACAGUCACAUUUAUUUUCCGAACUAUAUACAUCGAUAUAAAAUGCCAUAGCUACUCGAUUUAUGUUGAAACUUACUAACACAAAAUAAACCUGUCACAGCGCAAACACUAAGAAUAGAAAGAUACGGAAUUAAUAUUUAAAUUAUACCUUACAUUUAACCAUUAUUAAAAGAUUUGUCAAAAAAGUAAAAUUAUCAUAUUGUCGAAUUAAAUUAGUUAUCGGUUUAUGUAAUAGUUUAAAUGUAAGUUUCGAUUAUUUUGAUUCGUAAGUUUUUAUCUACCUUUACUCGAUAUGAAAUGAUGGAUAUUUAUUUCUCUCCGUGGAGGUUUGUUUCGGUCGAACACAACAAAAUGUUAUUUUAUGCGAGUAAAGUACGAUUAUAGUCUUUCCGUACAUAUAUAUAAGGCAUCGUUCGAAAUUAACAUUUCGCGAUUAUAUGCUCAAACAAUUUAUUUAUCGAUAUUACGCAGUAAAAAAUCGUCUGUUUAUUCACAAGUUCGGACGAUCAAUGUAAUCCGAGCGAUUUCUAUUACGAUGACGUUAAGUGAUCGAUUUAAUAAUCGAUUAUAAAGUCACAUUAAUACGCUGAAGUCAUGGUAAUGCCAAACUUAGGGCCGAGUUAUUAAAAGUCAUUUUCACUCUCAAGUGCGAGGUCAGCUGAAACGCUGUCGAUCAAAAAACCCCUUUAUAGUCGCUGUUUAAUAAACCCAAAUUAAUAUCACCUCAAAUGUCAUUCAAAUCAAUAUGUGAUGGAUUUUGAUAGGUUGUUUAUGUAAAAGCGGUUACUCAGGUGAGCACACGCUCUUAAAUGACUUAAAAUUGCUUUAUUAAGUAGUUCAAUACAUUAACAGUCUUACUUAUAAUAUUUUCGCAAAGCUAUGCUUAGUUAAAACACAAAUUUACUCGAUCAGCUGUAAGUCAAAACCGGCCAUCUUGCGUCUUAAUAAGGUUUAAACUAGGAACCGGUGAUGUUUUUGACAGCUAUUUAAGCAAUUCUUAACCACCUCUUAACCAUAAAACAAGUUUAUAAGUAAGACUGUAUAUGUCUACUUAAAUGAUUACUUCAAUGUGAGAUUCAGUUAUUCAUAUGUCCCUUAGACUAUAAAUGGUCGCUUAGCUGUCAAAGAUGUGCGAUGUUGCCUAGAAAUGCAUUAGGAAAAUUCUAGCGGAAUUUCGGCUACAGAAGCCAAUCUCAACGGAGAUCAACCACACAAGAUAGAGUCCACAAAUGUGUACGGAAUUCACAAAUGCACUCUCUGUUCCUUUACUUUCAUAGUCUGAUCGGCAAUCAGACUUGACUGCAAACCACCAAUAGUCUUAUCCGCUUCCAACAGGCCGACAUAAUUGUGUCGACUGCCUGAGGGUAAUCAUCGUCAGUCCCACUACAUUUACCAUUAGGUGUAUUAGGGUCACUUUGACGUGCUCCUAUAAAAAUGUAUCAGUUUAUGUUCCCAUCCUGACCAAUCGAUUCAAUAAACGAUUCCAAUCGAUUUGUUCCACCCAUCGCGAAAAUGGAUCAAUCAGAAUAGUUUUUUCGACAUGCUUACAAAUGAAUAAUAUGGUUUACUUUGGGGUGAAUCAGAUUUUUUUUAACAUGCUUAUUAACUAAUUUUAAUUGGUUUAUCUCGAGAUCGGCGAUUAUAAUCGGAAUCGAUUAUUGCAAUCUGUUAUUCCUAUAUGACGGCAGAAAUGUGUACUUUAUGUUCGCAGCCUCGCAUGGCUUGCUACCUGGCACAUCUUGGAAUGCAGUCUUACUCGUAUGAGACGUAAAUGCUAAGGCCCGUAUUCAUAAACGUUAUUUAUCUAUAGACGGAGCAUUACUGUGAUAACAAAUCUGUUUCUCAUCUUUGUUUAUCUGACGGCUUGCUGUUUGUUCAGCUUCGUUUAUCUGAAAGCCAACUAGAUUAAAGUUGUAUCUCGAUAUUAACCAAUCACAACGGCCGUAUGUCUACGCACUGCGAAGGCUGCCAUGCCGUCAGCACUGAGAAACAGUGUUAUCACAGUAAUGUUCCGUCCUUAGAUAAAUAACGUUUAUGAAUAAGUGGGUAAGAUUUCAAAUAUAUCCUGAGAGCUAUUUAGAGCAUUCCUGAGCCUAUUUGUUGUUUCAAAAACAGACUAUAAAACAAUGGUAUUCAAGACAAAUAAGUAAAUAUAAAAUAUCCCAUAUAUUUAUGUAACAUAGUAUUUAUAUAAAUAUAGUAUCCAUAUGAUUUUGAUAGCCUUUAGCAGUUCCAUAAAAUAUUGUGUUUUUACUUUGAAUUGAAUAGAGCUUUGAGCCCUAGUUCAAAAAACGAUUAUUUCCUGUAUCAUUAGGAUGGGUCAUUAAUUUAUAAAACAUGUAAAAUAUGAUCUCAUUUAUGGAAUUACAAGAGCUGUUCAAUUCUAAAGAUUAGAAAUAUUUACCUUGAUUUACGAUAUAUUAUCAAUAAAAAAAACAAUGAAUUAAAUCGCAAGUUUUUAACAUUUAGGCAACCCAUACAUAUAUUGAAUAAAAAUACAUAAAAUUUAUAUGCCAUUUUGUCACUGAAACGGAACUAUCUUAUAUUUCCUUAUAAUCUUAUAUACAAUUGAUCUAACUGUAUAAUUUUCAAGGCAUGCACUAGACUUAUACAUAAACUCAAUCGAUAAAUGAAACCAUAAUCGCAUGUAUCGAUUAGGAAUCCAAAUAGAGUUUAUCGAUUUAAUAACGCAAUGUGUCCCAAUCGAUAUUUAGUGUCAAUGAGAACCCUUUCGCACAAAUCGGACUCAAACGUCCAGCUAACACCAAAUAUAAUCACUGCCAUUUAUGUCCAUUCCCAAUUAUCCAAAGCAAUAAUACUACAGCGAAUACGUUAGAUAUAUCGAUGUUUUAAUUAUAUUUUCGAUGGUUAUUCUCUAUGGGCUGUAGAAGAACAGUGGACAAGUAUCGAUAACUGCUCCAUAUCGAACGAUAAAGUCACAGAAACUUAUCGACUUUUGGUUUUCGGGCUUGAAAUAUUCGACGUGAAUGUAAAGCAAUUGAAUAAUAGUUCAUGUUAGAAUUUCUCUAAACGUUGCCUGAAAAAAUUGUUAUAUUAUUUCAGCACUCUUUGUAUUAAAAAAUUGUGCUAUUGUAAUUGAAAAAGCACAGUGACAAGUCGAUGGCCCACAGAGUUUAACCAGCACAGUUACAUAUCGCCAUUAAGUAUCGGAACAAUGGCGAUUUGAGCACAAGAAGCAUUCAUAUAGACUUAAAAUUAUAUUAUCCUCGUAAAUGUCAAGAUUAUAUCGAUUACCAAAUUAAUCGAUUAUAAUCGAUCGUGAAUAUCGAUUAAUCGUGUUUUUUUCGUAAUGUAGAUGCUUAGAUAUAUUGGAUAUGAUAGUUAUAAAUUAUCAAAAUCGAUGGAAAGAUGUUAUAUAUACGGCGAAAGUGAGAAAAUAACGAUUUUCUUGCAGAUAUAAGUGUUGAAACAAACAUUUAGCAAUGAACAAUUCUUUGCGAGGGCUCGAUUCAUCAUAAUCGGUGAUGGAUUCGAAGAAUAUUAUUUUAACAUGAUUUUAUACUAAAACUUUGCAAAUAGUAAAAGUAACUAGCAACACUACAACUUUAAUCUGUUGCCAGUAACUUCCUACUAUUUCGGUGAGAUUUCAUGGUAUUACAAUGUAUUUAAAUAAAUAUUUAUUGUAUAAUCAAUUAAAAUUAUAUAAACCAAAUGUGAUUUGAAUUUGGUUCGAAUGAUAUGCGUAAAUUAACAUAUUGAAAAAAAAAUAUUGUAACGUUAAAAAGACAUUUUUCUAUAGAGAAUAGAUAUUGACAUUGUAAACGCAAAUGCUUAUGUAAUAUUUCAUUUUAAUUCUAUUAUAUUUUUUUUGUACAUAAUUAAAAAUAUUCCAGUUAGGUUUUAGUCAAUUGUAUUAUAUCACUAGCUAUAGCUGUAAUUUUAAAAUGUAUUUAAUAUUUUUUUUAAUAUGUCAACCUCAUUACUUUCGGAGAGUUAGAGUUUUUUCGACUGGCAAUGUUAAGCGAUUUAUUUUUCACGCUGGCAAGUGAGAGUGUGAGGAAUAUUUUUUUUAAUGUUAUUUAUCAAUCAUUUGUGCAGUGUCCCAUAUCCAGUGUGUAAUUUAUAACAAUAAUGGCUGUUGAGGCGAGAUUAUUAAAAAUAUUUUUUUUUUUACAAAAAUACAUGCAUUUUAAAGUUUUUAAUUGGCAACACUUGAAAAAUAUGCCGGUAAUAAAUAAUACGAAUACGCUUGUUAAAGUUGUGAUUUGCAACUAAUAAUGUAACUUGUAUAGUGUUUCGCGACCAUCACCGCUUCUUAAUAAACCCUUUUAUUUACAAUCCUAAAUAAAAGUUUAUUUUGUACAA
Manduca sexta (tobacco hornworm) is the source of this 8706-nucleotide messenger RNA. It is a transcript of the gene hppy, whose product is annotated as mitogen-activated protein kinase kinase kinase kinase 5. Gene Ontology annotation, molecular function: ATP binding; MAP kinase kinase kinase kinase activity. The transcript has 23 exons. The record is from RefSeq and is a predicted model, not a curated record. Bases 169 to 3684 code for a protein of 1171 amino acids. Gene Ontology annotation, biological process: protein phosphorylation. Lineage: Eukaryota; Metazoa; Arthropoda; Insecta; Lepidoptera; Sphingidae.